UUGGAACCAUGGCCCAGGCCGGAGUGGUGCUGGACAGGGACCAGUUCAACUGCUCCAUAUGUCUGGACGUGCUGAGGGACCCGGUGACCAUCCCGUGCGGCCACAGCUACUGCUCGGACUGCAUCCAGAACUACUGGAACCAGGACGACUACAUCGGGGUCUUCGUGUGCCCCCAGUGCCGUCAGAGCUUCAGCCCGAGGCCGGUGCUGGCCCGGAACACCAUGCUGGCCGACGUGGUGGAGAGGUUCAAGGGGACUGGACUCGAGGAGACUUCGGACCCCCCCGCGGACCACCGGACCCUGGCCGGAGCGGACGACGUGCAGUGCGACGUGUGCACGGGGAGGAAGAACAGGGCUGUCAAGUCGUGCCUGGUGUGUCUGGCCUCGUACUGCGACGCGCAUGUGCAGCCCCACUACGACUCCCCGGCUUUCAAGAAGCACAAGCUGGUGUCGGCCUCCAAGCGGCUGCAGGAGACCCUCUGCCCCCGCCACGACCGGCUGCUGGAGGUGUACUGCCGCACCGACCGCCGCUGCAUCUGCUACCUGUGUCUGACCGACGAGCACAAGGGCCACGACACGGUGCUGGCCGAAGCAGAAAUCCAGCACCAGCAGAGGAACCUUAGAGACAUGAAGCAAAACUCCCAUCUGAGGAUUCAGCAAAAAGAAAAGGAGGCACAGGAGCUGAGAGAAGCCAUCUUCUCUCUCACUCGGUCGGCUCGCGCCACCACCGAAGAGAGCGACUCCAUCUUCACCGAGCUGAUCCGUUCCAUCGAGCUGAAGCGCUUCGAAAUGAGGGAGCUGAUAAAGGCGCAGGAGAAGACGGCCGUGGCCGACGCGCAGCAGCUGCUGGAGAAGAUCCAGAGGGAGACGGCCGAGCUGAGGAAGAGGGAGGCCGAACUGGACCAGCUGGCCCACACCGACGACCCCGUCCUUUUCCUGGAGAGCUGUCAGGCUCUCCACGCCCCGCCCGCGCCCUCCGCCUCGCCGCCGCUCGCCGCCGACCCCGGCCUCUCCUUCAGCCUGGUGAUGACGGCCGUGUCCGACUUUAAGGGACUUCUGCAGGAGGUGUGUCAGGGAGGAUUUGUCAGCAUCUACGAGAGAGUACGAAAUGUGACAAUUGUAAGUCCUCAAAACGCCGCCGUUCAGUGUGAUACGACACACACCAGUGAGGCUGGCUGCCCCGGCUCUCGGCCUGGACCAGACUCCCGUGAGCCCGCUGAACCCGUUCCUCCCGCCAGGACAGGCCGUGCCGACGCUCCAAACUGUCCACAGGAUCCAGGCAGAGGCACCUCCAGCGACCAGUUCUGCUGCUCGGUGUGCCUGGAGGUCCUGCGGGACCCGGCCACCAUCCCCUGCGGACACAGCUACUGCCUGGACUGCAUCGAGGACUACUGGAACCGGGACAGGAAGAGAGAAGAGUUCAGCUGCCCGCAGUGCCGGCAGGCGUUCAGCCCCCGGCCCCUGCUCAGCAGGAACACGGUCCUGGGGGAGGUGGUGGAGACCUUCCUGCGCAGCGAGCGCGCGCCUCAGCCCCCGGCCAGGGUCCAGGAGGUCCGGUGCGGCGUGUGCCGGGGCAAAAGAGCCGUCAAACCCUGCCCGGCGUGCGCCGAGUCGUUCUGCGCCGCGCACCUGAAGGCGCACGAGGAGCGCUUCCACCGAAAGGGUCCCGGCCAGCCGGCCCCGGCCUCCGGCCAGCCGAGGGACAGGCCGUGCCGGACGCACGGAAAGUCCCUGCGCCUGUUCUGCGUCACCGACCAGCUGGCGGUGUGUUCGCUGUGCGCAAAAGAGCGCCACCGGGGCCACGACACCGUCCCGCUGCCGGAGGAGAGGGCCGCCCAGCAGAAAAAACUCAGAGAGAGCUGCUUGAAGUCUGCGCAGAAGUUGAGGGACGCGGAGAAGGAGCUCAGAUACGCCAUCAAAUAUAUGAAGGUGAGCGAUUCCCCUCCGGUAGAGCCUCCACCGUGCUGCUGUGGUGCCGUUUCCUGGAGAGCAAAGAGGUCUUUUUAUCCCCUGCAGCACUGCACGGAGGCAGCGGUGGAGGAGAGCGAGAGGAUUUUCAACCGGCUGAUCAAGUCCAUGGAGAAGCAGAGCGAGGAGGUGAAGGAGCUGAUCCGGGUCCAGGAGAGAGCCGCCGUGGGUCAGGCCGAGGAGGCCCUGGAGAAGGUGCAGCGGGAGAUGGCCGAGCUGCGCAAGACCGAAGCAGAGCUGGAGAGGCUGGCGCAAACAGAGGACCACGUCCACUUCAUCCAGAGGUGCAGGUCCCUUCAGUUCCCCUCAAAGCCGGCGGAGAUGCCCAACACAGACGCCGUCACGUACCUGAUGUACAGAACCAUGAGGGGGGCCCUGGCCGACACGAGGGACAGCCUGCAGGAGGCGCUUCAUAAGGAGUUCAGCAAAGUGUCCGAUAAAGCUAAAGAUGACAUUCCCUAUGAGGCCGAGCCAAAAACCAGAGCUGAUUUCCUACAAUAUUCCAGCGACUUGACCCUGGACCUGAACACGGCUAACUCCUACCUGAGCCUCUCCGAGGGCCGGCGAUCGGUGACCACGCGCUCGGAGGCGCAGCCCUACCCUGACCACCCUGACCGCUUCACCAGCUGGGCCCAGGUGCUGUGCCGGGCGGGCGUGGCCGGCCGCUGCUACUGGGAGGUGGAGUGGGCGGGGAAGGGGGGGGUCUCGGUGGGCGUGUGCUACAGGAGCAUGAGCAGGAGCGGGGGGGGCAGCGACUCUAAGCUGGGCCACAACGGCCGG
Messenger RNA from Menidia menidia (Atlantic silverside), 2747 nucleotides. The record is from the annotation of a GenBank genome assembly. Lineage: Eukaryota; Metazoa; Chordata; Actinopteri; Atheriniformes; Atherinopsidae.